GCAGAAUGUGCGGCAUGUUACGCGCGGUGGAUGCUGCCUUGUUCACGUUGCUUUUUAAUUUUGUCCAUCAUUUUUUGAUUCUGAGUUUUUGUUUUCGACUAAGACUAGGAAGGAUAUGAGAAGCAGUCAAGCCGAAGACAUGAAAUUCAUCGGGAGGCACCGUUAUUCAUACACUAUAGAAACAGAUGCGGCUCAAAUACUGUUUUAACAGAAGUCAUUGAGUGACAGAAUAAACUCGAUUUACGGAUAUAAAAUAAUAAUUACUUUAAAAUAAUAAAAUACGUUAACAUAAAUGUAAAAAUGCCAAAAAUGUAAAAUACGUCUCGAGUAAGGAAACCGGUUCCAUCACAACUUCAGUUUAAAAAGACGGUGCUUUGAGUCGGCAAUGGGGACGCCGUGGCUGCCCCCCCUCCUCCUCCUGCUUCUGUACUUCAGUGCCUUUACACAGCCCAGCCUCCAGAGCCUCAGGUGCCUCAACGACUUCGUCAGGAACAUCACCUGUGUGUGGAACAGCACAGGAGUGAAGCCGGACACCGUCUGUACCUUAACAGGAAAACAACAUUUAGAGCCCAACACUUGCAGACUGAUGCCUCUGGGUGACCCUGGACAAAAACUAUAUGGCUGCAACCUCUAUUUUCCGGGUGAAGUUUUUUUCUACUAUACCCCCGUUCACCUGGCAGUGCAGUGUGAGAAUUUCACAAAUGCCAUCUAUGACACAGAGUACAUGCCUGUUGACAAUGUGAAACUGCAGCCCCCUUCUGCACCCAAUAUUGAAAAUGCCAACGUCUCCUGGAUUUUUAACACGCCCCUAUUUUUGCAAGGAUUCUGCUUUCAGUUGGAAUUCAAGCAGUCAGGCUACAAAUGGGAGAACGCAGAGUCUGUAAACGUGAGAGACAUGCGGACCUCAGUGAAGAUCUCCGAGGAGAAACUGGUGAAGGGGGUCGUGUAUGACUUCAGGGUUCGGGUUCUGGUUGAUCAUGAGGGAUUUAGAGGAGAAUGGAGUGACUGGAGCCCUGUGUCCUCCUGGAGGUCUACAGCUGGGGUGUCUCCAAUAGGAGAUCUGGAUCUGGAUCUGGUGGGGCUGACGUACAGCCUCCCAGUCCUGGGAUUUUGUCUGAUCCUCAUCUUCAUCAUCAUCAUCAUCAUCAAAGUCAACCGGCCCAACUGGUUUUUCUUGUUAAAAACAGUGCCUGAUCCAUCCAAGUUUUUUGAAGGAAAUGGAGACUUCAAGAAAUGGCCUAGCCGCCUUUAUCCCCCCGAGUCCUUCUCCAUUUCCCAACAUUCCGAGGACAUCUCGCCAAUUGAGGUCUCCCUCACCAAGGAAACCAACACGCUGUUCAAGACGGACUCCACCAGACUGCCAGAACACUGGGAGAGCAGUAGCCAGUCGUCCAGCUUCUCAAACCUGGGCUACUUCUGCUCCACGCACCCUAGCUCCUAUGAGCCCUGUCAUGUUUACUUCAGCUACCAGCCAGUAGGGGGCAGUGUGAAGGGUAACACAGUUGGGGAAAGGAAUCUUGACAGUGGACCUAUCCAAAGCAGCUCUUCCUAUGAACCGCUGGAACAUCACAGUCAGCCACGACACCCAGAUUCUAACUCAACGAUGGAGGAUCAGCAGACUGAGGAUGAAGAGGAAGAUGAGGAUUCACCAGAAGCAACAUCAACCCCUACUAAUCCCUCUGGAGUCCUCCCAUUUCCAUUUCCUUGUGGACCUCCACUCUUUCCCCACAAUCUGCCUGGUCUACCUCAUUUCCCAGUGCCCUUUCCUGGACUUGAUUUGGAUACAGCACUAAGUAGAACUCCAGAACUGCUGGGGAAUGUUCUCUCCAAGUCCUCGUUGUUGAGUUUAGAGCCCUCUAGUGGUGGCUAUAUGCCAGUGAAGGAUACACACAACAGUUGCUGAAAGUCUUUCCGACAGCAGUGAUAGUAGGCAUCCAAGAGCACCUAAACAGUUCUUUGUGUGACUACUUGAGAUUAACUGUAAAAAAAAAUAUUAUGGGUAUUUCAAUAUUUAAAAGUGACCAGGUGAAUGUAUGAAAGAACAAAAAUAGACAUGAAAUGAUGGUGGUGAGAAAAAGACUAUCCGAAUCAUGUUCUCGCAGGAAAGUAAGGAAGGGGACACCACUUAACACGAACUGCGGCCAUUGCCGCGUAGGUUUCAGUUGAUUUCUGAAAGGUUGCAGCACCGUUCUGCUGGCAGACUGAAGGAUGGAGAGCAAGGCAAGUUGGGGGUGAGGAGGCGAUGGCCCCUGUCCACUCUCUGUGCUCCGACCUCCUCUGGGUUAGAGACGCCGGAGCGUAUGGACACGUGACGAGUGACGGCUGGAUGGAAUGCUGCUUUGCUGGUGCUGAAGAUGCAUUGAAAUGAGGCACCCAAGUUCCAUAUCUGUGGAUCUCAUGGACUAAGAGCUGACUGAACGCAAAUGACUGGAGUUUGAAAAGCAUAUGUAGAGAAAUAUGUGUUUGGAAAUGUGGCGAUUUUUAAUAAGCACUGAUGUUGAUGAACCGACAUCCUGUCCAAGGUGGACCCAGCCUAGUGUCCUGUGCUGCCUGGGAGAGAUUCUGCGACUCUGACCAGGAUGCAUGAUUUGAAGUUGGAUUACAUUUAGUGAUCCCAUGUUAAAGCAAUUUUAUGUAAUCUCUGAUUUUCCUAAUCUUGUUAAUAGUAGUUUGAAUAGAAGAAAUAUACAUACACUUGUUGUGCAGACCUGAUGCAGAUGCCGAUUGAUAUCCCUGCAUCCUGUCCAGGCUGAGGCGCAGCCUGGUGCCCUGCGCUGCCUGGCACAGGCUCCGGCCCCCUGGUGGCCGUGAAAGGACGAGGGGUUUCACAUUAUGAAAUGACUUUGAAUGUCAAUCAUAAGAUUGUAAGGUUUUAAUAUAUUAAUCUUUCACGGGGAUUUUAAAACAUUUAGAAAUUUUAUCAUUUUUAAAUAUUGUAAAAAUGAAGGGAAUAUUACGGUGUGGGCAUUUUUGUUAUAAGCUACAGUCUAUAAUAAUGGUGGAUCAUAAAUGUAGCAAUCACAUUUAGGGUGGCAGGGAAACAUUAAAAUUCCCAUAAUGCAUCGGUACAGCAAGAUUAAUUUGCACUCUACCCAUAUUCAUAUUUUCCUGUCUGAAUUUUUAUCAUAUGCAACAUAAGCUAACCCCUCUUUUUUGACAGUACGUUAGAGGAAUCGCAGAUGUGUCACUCAAAAAAAUACAGUUUUACAAGAUGUUACAUAUGUCACAGAUUAUUCGGAUAUUGCUGUCGUAUUAUUGAUUUAUUCGGGGAGAGUCUAGAUGAGAGAUUUUUGGAAAUAUGAUAUACAUACUGGUUCACUGGGACCCUGUACUGGAAAAGUGCUUAUGGGAGAUGGAUGGAGGGAAACACUUACAGCCGUGACAUUACAUAUUUUUACAAGUUGUAUCAAUUUUAAAGUCCAUAAGUGUUGAAUAGCUGAAAUACCUCUUAAAUGCUAAACACUUUCUGAACCAUACAAAGGUUGAGGUUGCUAGUGGCUUUAGAUGCAAUUAAAUACAGAUCUUGAUAAAAAAAAAAAAUCUGUUUUAGCGAAGAAAAAUAUUUUCUUAACAUUUCCGAUCCUUGGUAACCUACAGUAUCGGCAACACAUUUAAUCAGUACUGCUGGAAGUGGGGCUCGAAAUGCCACAAUCAGCUGGGAGUGCAGUGCUUAUGGGAACCAACUUGUAAACUGUAAAUCCAAGGAAAUAUAGGAGCACUGCAACUAGAGAACUGCACAAUUGUGACAACGUUAAUGCUGGUUGAUAAUGCAGUGUCAGGAUACCAUAGGACAUUGUACUUUUAAGCCUGUAGAUUUCAUCAAAUAACAAAUCGGCAACCGAGCAGCACAGGUGAUUUAAUAACUUAAACAUUUGGUUUACAACCAUUAGCUGUUAUGUUGCGGCGACCGAUAACUCUCAGUUUCUAAGCAUAGUGCAAUGUUUGUCGUCACCUUGGCAAUCAGUAUUUCAGGCUGCAGUUAAUGAGCGUUGCUUUGGCCAGCCUAUGUUUUCAUGCUUGUUAUCUUACUAGCUGUUGAUUGCUACCGAUGAUGCAAAAGAACCUCAGAAAAGUCUAUUGGUUGCUUCCAGGGCAGUUUCUAGCUAUCGAAAGCUUUGCCAUUAUUUUUUAUUUUUUUGAAGAAAGAUUGGAAUCGGGUAUAACGUGGGGCUUGUUUGGGCAAUUUCCAUAAGGCAUCGCCGAGAAGAUAAAGUAAGAAGGUCUGUGCGACUUGCCUUCUAUUCUUCAUGAAAGAUAGUCCAUAUUACCUUGUGAAAAACUAUUAAUUUCAUUAUUCGCAAACAUGAAAACAAUAAAACAAGGCACAGGACAUAGAAUUACAAGCGUAAACAGAUGUAUGCGGUCAAAAGAAACUGCGAUUCCCUAUUCACCCUCUCUCUAGCUCCAAUAGCGAGUGCUCAGGUAAAUCACAAUCCACCGCGUCUAACACCACGUGAUGCACACACCCCUACCGUAAAACAGUGAAAGCGAGCGCAACAUAAAUGUGACUCCAACAAGGAUAUAGCCCUGCGUGAUCGACCUAAGGACGCCUAUGGUUGGUGGACUUUCGCCGUCAAGCUCCUGUUCCCGUGCCUAUGCAUGCAAAUGUAUCCUGUCAUACAUGAUUUGAACGAAGAACUGAUUUGUUAAUGUUAUAAUUUUAGUUGUCACUGAUGAGCUGUAAGUCUUAUUCAAUAAAAUCAGCAGCUUUAUAAAUAAAUGUAUCUCAUUUAUAUAUGAUA
This is a messenger RNA of Brienomyrus brachyistius, 4742 nucleotides long. Its product is annotated as interleukin-2 receptor subunit beta-like. The transcript is spliced from 10 exons. Lineage: Eukaryota; Metazoa; Chordata; Actinopteri; Osteoglossiformes; Mormyridae. Gene Ontology annotation, biological process: immunoglobulin mediated immune response; cytokine-mediated signaling pathway. The coding region runs from base 386 to 1903 and encodes 505 amino acids. The record is from RefSeq and is a predicted model, not a curated record. Gene Ontology annotation, molecular function: cytokine receptor activity; protein binding. Gene Ontology annotation, cellular component: membrane; external side of plasma membrane.